AUGCUCGUUGAUUUCUCCUGCCUCCCUGCUAGGUUCAUGCUCGCGCUGUCCCAUCGCAACAUUGAGUUGCAUCUUGUUAUUUGGCUUAGCCUCGUCGUCUAUAUUGAAGUAGCUCAUGCGUGGAGAUUAUUUAUGCACAUGUUCGUCAUGGAGACCCUGAGAGCUGUUUUACAUGACAGACUUGCAGAUAUUGUCAUGGCUCAGGAUGAAGCUGUGGCCCAGAAGACUGGAAAUACAGCAUCCCCUUCUAAGGAUUAUCCCACUCCUUCUCCAUAUCCUGAUUGGUCGACCAUGCAGGCAUAUUAUGGCCCUGGUGUCUUGCCACCAACAUAUUUUGCUCCAGCAAUAGCUCCAGGUCAUCCACCGCCAUAUAUGUGGGGUCCUCAGCCUAUAAUGCCACCCCCUUUCGGGACACCAUAUGCUGCAGUGUACCCACAUGGUGGAGCUUACCCACACCCCUUUGUGCCCAUGAUGUCAACUCCAUUGAGCGUGGAGCCAGCCAAAUCUGCAAAUAGCAAGGAGAAAAAUUCCAAUAAGAAACUUAAGGAAAUAGAUCGGACUGCAGUGUCUGCUGGCAGUGGUAACAGUAAAAGAACAAUGUCAUCCAGUGAAGAUUACAGUGCAGAGGGCUCCAGCGAUGUAAAUGAUCAGAAAGUGAACAAAACGUCCAGGAAGCGGAGCUCAGAUGAUGGACCCGGCGCAGAAACCACCACAGGUGCAAACACGGAAUGUGUUUUAGCUCCUAACCAUACUCUGGGGAAUGCUGCCAUUUUGCCGCAUCACUGCUUUCCAGCUCCAGUAAUUAAGCCCAGUCCUACAAAUGUCGCUAACUCGAGGGCGAUAGGCACAGCGAUAUCUCCAUCACCUGGUGUGAUGGUUCCAGCUCAUACUGCAGUACAAUCUGACUUAUCAAUCAAGGAUGAGAGGGAAUUAAAGCGUGAAAAGAGGAAGCAGUCAAAUAGGGAGUCUGCUAGACGAUCAAGGCUGAGAAAACAGGCUGAGACAGAGGAGUUGGCUACACAAGUGGAGUCCCUUACUGCAGAGAACACGUCCCUUAGGUCUGAAAUCGGCAGGCUAACAGAGAGCUCGAAGAAGCUUAGAUUUGAAAAUUCUGCUCUAAUGGUGAAGCUGAAGGACACUGCAACACCGACCCCUGCAGAACCAUCUCCGCGUGCCGCUGCGGAAAAUUUCCUUUCCAUGAUCGACAGCGCCAAGGCGGCGGGCGUCAGCAGGCACACGGAGCACGGCGAGCCCAAGCUCCGGCAGCUCAUGGACUCCAGUCCGGCAACAGACGUUGCUGCCGUUGCUUUUCUUAAAGAAUUUCAAGUUUUCAAUGACAAGGCCAGCGCCAUUAAUAGUAAUGGUGUUUGUUCUAAGCUUGCUAAGAUGAUCAAGAGGUCACUAUGGCCUGGCCAGAGACUUGCUGUUGGAAAAUGUGAAUAUAAAAACAUCAUUGAAGCUAGUUUUGUGAGUGGAAUUCACUGCCUGUUUAAUGAAGCUGUGCUGGAAGUAAUGUGGGGCUUGAAGUAUCUCAUCAAGGUUUUAGUGCCUGAUGAAGAAGUAGAACUGACUAAUGAGGACCACUUCCAGAUGUGUCAAGGACUGAAAUUAGUCCUGAAUCUUUAUGGCUUUGAGGUUGAAUCCAAAAUGGUUAAUUCAGACAUCGUUGAUAUGGCAUCUAUCGUGUAUGAGAGUGAUCGUUGUGUGGAUAAACGUGCUUCAUACUUGGAUCAUGGUAGGGCGAAGCUUUCAGAGGUAUCAACAAUUAAUUCUACGAAUUGGGAUGAAGUGAAACUUGCAACUGCUCUCAAGUUAAUUUGUUAUCCUGAAGAGCAAGUUGAAACCGGUGAUUCUGAAGAGAUGCUGUCAGAGAGUGAGGCAGAGCAAUUGUUGGCUGAUGCACAUCUCUAUGAAACUAAGCUCCAUAAGCCGGCUUACUUGAAGAUCUACAGCAAUUUUGUUUGGGUCCGUGGAGUUAGGCGUAAGGCACUCUCACAAUUGGAGUCCAUGGUCAAGAAGGCAAGAGAAGAAUUGAAGCUGCACCAGGUGUCGUUGGAUUCCUUCACGGUCAAGGAGGCAGAAGAAGAAUUGAAACUGCACCAGGGGUCCAUGGUCAAGGAGGCAAGAGAAGAAUUGCAGCUGUGCGAGGUGUCGUUGGAUUCCUUCAUGGACAAGGAGGCAAAGGAAGAAUUGAAGCUACACCAGGGGUGUUCGAUGCGGAUGGACUGA
Miscanthus lutarioriparius is the source of this 2229-nucleotide messenger RNA. NCBI's taxonomy places the organism in Eukaryota, Viridiplantae, Streptophyta, Magnoliopsida, Poales, Poaceae. The record is from the annotation of a GenBank genome assembly.